UUUUUGCAGCUGAAUUAAAAGGGAGAAAUGUGUUCUUUCUGGUUUUUGAAAAUUUAUGUAAGGAAUGAUUCACCUCAAAGUUAAAAUGAGGAGGCUCCAAACCCAGUGGUGAUAGCAGGAGAUGAGGGGGACAGCCCUUAAAUAGAUGGGAAAAGGUUUCUGACGUGGUUGGUUGGUGGCAUUAAUCCUGUAAAGAUAUUUUGGGAUGAUCUAUGCUGCCAUAGCUGGGAGCUGUGGGUUUAGAGGGGUUUGAGAGUGCCAAGAGGGUGACCCAAACCCUGGCGGCUUCUCCCAGGAAAGGUGUGAGCCCUUUGCACAGCAGAUGCAGGAAAACUCUGGGGAUAGGACCUGAGGAAGACAGGCAGCCCCAGAUUUGGGUAAUUUUCUUUGAAACUCCAGGCUGAAACUCCAACAGAGGCUGGGAAUGAGAUCCUCACUUUCCACCACGAGGGUUUCUUCUGGCGGUGCUGGUUCUUUGGUGAGGGCCACCCCGAGAGCAUCUGGACCUUCUGGUACACCAGCCAAGCCCACCCCAAGUUCUGCAUGCAUGGCUACCUCUUCCCCAUGCCCAUUGCUGUGGGACCUUUCCCCCAUCCCUCCUAUGACACAACUGCAGUGUACAGAGGAUUUUGGACGGCGUUCAUCCUGCUGGCCGUGGCUGCUGGGCUCGUGGGGGGGCUCCUGCUGGUCUGUGGGGUUCCCUUCUCCAGCCCCCACUCCUACAAAGUUGGAGGAGGAUUCCUGCUGCUCUCAGGAGGUUUGUUUCUCCUGCUCGUGUUUCUCUUUGUGAUGUGGAAGGAGUUUGCAGCGGACUUCCAGAGGUACAUCCUCCUGGAGAGGAGCGAGAGGUGCCUGGAUGGUGUCCCCGUGCACGUCUACUACGGCUGGUCCUUCAUGUUCGCCGCCGCGGGGGUGCCCCUGGCGCUCCUCUCUGGACUCCUCUUCUUCCUGGUGGGCAGAGACAUUAUGGAUUCCCUGCAGUAAGACAAGUGUGGAAAAGGCUUUGAGAAAAUUUGGUGAUGCUCCUGGUAAAGAAACACACCCAAGUUUUGAGGGUUUGAUCGUUUUUGUAGCUCUGAUUGUGGGGAUAGGUUGCGCUCACUCUCAUGGGGAGGCAGGGAUGGAGCACUGAGCAUCCACAGAAUCCCACAGUGGUUUGGGUUGGAAGGGACCUUAAAACCCAUCCUGUUCCACCCCCUGCCAUGGACAGGGACACUUUCCACUAGACCAGGUUGCUCCAAGCCCCACCAACCUGGCCUUGGACGCUUUCAGAGAUGGGACAGCCACAGCUUCUCUGGAUACCCUCUGCCAGGGCCUCCCCACCCUAACAGCCAGGAAUUCCUUCCCAAUAUCCAUCCAUCCCUGCCCUCUGGCAGUGGGAGCCAUUCCCUGUGUCCUGUCCCUUCAUCCCUUGUCCCAAGUGCCUCUCCAGCUCUCCUGGAGCCCCUUUAGGCCCUGGAAGGUUUCCCUGGAGCUUUCUCUUCUCCAGGUGAGCACCCCCAGCCCUCCCAGCCUGGCUCCGACCACUGCCCAUCCCAAACCAGCCCCAGCUGAGAUCCAGCUCCAGCCUUUUUCCACUUUGGAGAUAUUUCAGCACGUUGGUGGGGUUUGCACCAGUUUUUUCCACAGCCCAAGGGAAAGCAGCUCUCUGUCAGCAGAGCUCCACAUCCAUAUUCAGCAGAGCUGGAGUUUUACAGCAUUCCCAGCAUCCUGGUUUCUUGUAAAAGGAAAUCGAAUCUGGCUGUGAUGGUGCAAGCAAUAAUGUCUAUUUCUAAAAAGCAAUUAAGGAUGAUUUUUUUUCCUUGGCCAGCUCUAAUUGACGUCAAAGGACAACCAUUUUAAUGGGAUGUCGGGAAACAUGAGAAACUUUUUUCUUUCUUAAAAGCCCUGAUCCUGAAGAUACAAAUGUACCUGGACCUAACCUAACCUUCAAUAAGGGAAUAAACUAACUUUUGUGGCUUGAAA
Zonotrichia leucophrys gambelii is the source of this 1965-nucleotide messenger RNA. Its product is annotated as transmembrane protein 182-like. Gene Ontology annotation, cellular component: membrane. The coding region runs from base 544 to 984 and encodes 146 amino acids. The record is from RefSeq and is a predicted model, not a curated record. The transcript has 5 exons. NCBI's taxonomy places the organism in Eukaryota, Metazoa, Chordata, Aves, Passeriformes, Passerellidae.